UUAAGAUGAAGGGUUCUGCCAGGAAAAGUAAGAAAAUAAAAAAAUAUAACUUGGUUUAAGGAAAUAUAUUAAUAUUUAUGCUUGUAGCGGUGAAAAAAACUACAACCACUCAAUUUGAAGUACCGGUAAAAGAAAUGGAGGGAAAUCCUGACCUGGCCAGAGGUGUUGCAGUGUUUGGAUCUGAUCGAGGAAGGGUAGAGGAGCGGUGGGAGGAAAUUAUGAGGAAAAUUAAUUCUCAUGGUCCACCUACAAGAACGGCCGUCGAAUGGAAGAAAAUAUGGGCUGACUUGAAAAGCCGGACAAAAAAGAAGGUUGUCGAAAACACACGAAGCCUUACUGCUACCGGUGGUGGCCCAUUCCGGCACUCUCCGCUUUCCGAAAUGGAGCAGGCCAUAGACAGCCUGGUUUUUAUUUCAAGGUCAGCAGCCCCGAGCGGCAGAGUUUUCGGCAUUCCUUCGACGGCGGCCUCAAGACAUUCGUCGUUGGAGGAAAUGCCUCCUUUACUUGUGACUGAAUCGCCAACACUUGACCAACGAAGGCAACAAACAACCACCCUUCAAUCUCCUAUAAGGCACAACCAACCACCACCAGUGGGAGUAGUGACUCCCACUACACAGACAACCCGUCCUACACCAACGCACACGUUACCUUCCACUAAUAGGAAGCGCCCCUUCCAAGAGACAGUGGCUGAAUCUGCCAAAGUCCAUGCAUGUUUUAGUUUACCUGAAGUCCUUAAAGCAGUCUUUUAGUUAUGGU
Molecule: messenger RNA, 756 nt
Organism: Rhagoletis pomonella (apple maggot)
Lineage: Eukaryota; Metazoa; Arthropoda; Insecta; Diptera; Tephritidae
Exons: 2
Coding region: 78-749 (223 amino acids)
Cellular component (GO): nucleus
Source: RefSeq, a predicted model, not a curated record